CACCGACAGACAGACCCAGAGUAAUAAAAGAUCCCAUUAUAUCCACAGAGCACAGCGAAGCGAGCAUGGCGGGUCCCACCGUCUUAACGUGAGCGCCCCUCUUCUAGGCAGUUAGUGGCGUGCUUUCUCUCUCUCUCUCUCCCUCUCUCUCUCUCUCUCUCUCUGUAUACACUUCAAAAUAUCCCUCCAUCUAUUUUUACCAUCUUGGCCUCCGAAUCUCCCUCCACCUCUUUCUCCGCUCUCUUCAUAUACCCUCUCUCUCUCUUUGGCCAACUCUCUCUCUUAACAAAUCGAUCAAUUCGCUCCUCAAAUCUAAAUCUAGUUCAAAAUGAGAGAGAUCUUACACGUUCAGGGAGGCCAAUGCGGUAACCAGAUUGGUUCCAAAUUCUGGGAAGUUAUUUGCGACGAGCAUGGAGUGGAUCCUACCGGAAGGUACAGCGGAGAUGGCUCGUCGGAUCUCCAACUUGAGAGGAUCAAUGUCUAUUACAAUGAAGCUUCCGGUGGAAGGUAUGUUCCCAGGGCGGUUCUAAUGGAUCUUGAGCCUGGCACCAUGGACAGUAUCAGAUCCGGUCCUUAUGGACAGAUCUUCAGGCCCGAUAACUUUGUCUUUGGGCAGUCCGGUGCUGGUAAUAAUUGGGCCAAAGGUCAUUAUACUGAGGGAGCCGAGUUGAUCGAUGCUGUUCUCGAUGUUGUUCGCAAGGAGGCUGAGAAUUGUGAUUGCUUGCAAGGUUUUCAGGUAUGCCACUCACUUGGAGGAGGCACGGGUUCAGGCAUGGGAACUCUUCUCAUCUCAAAGAUCAGAGAGGAAUAUCCAGACCGGAUGAUGCUCACAUUCUCUGUUUUCCCUUCACCAAAAGUCUCAGACACAGUUGUGGAGCCAUACAAUGCCACUCUCUCUGUGCAUCAGUUGGUAGAGAAUGCUGAUGAAUGCAUGGUGCUUGACAAUGAAGCCCUUUAUGACAUCUGUUUCCGGACUCUGAAGCUCAGCACUCCAAGCUUUGGUGACUUGAACCAUUUGAUCUCUGCAACUAUGAGUGGUGUAACGUGCUGCUUGAGGUUCCCAGGACAGCUCAAUUCCGAUCUUAGGAAGCUGGCUGUAAAUCUGAUCCCAUUCCCGCGUCUCCACUUUUUCAUGGUAGGGUUUGCCCCACUUACUUCUCGUGGAUCCCAACAAUACAUCUCCCUUACUGUCCCGGAGCUUACUCAGCAAAUGUGGGAUGCUAAGAACAUGAUGUGCGCUGCUGAUCCCCGCCAUGGCCGCUACUUAACUGCCUCAGCUAUGUUCAGGGGAAAGAUGAGUACCAAGGAGGUGGAUGAACAGAUGAUUAAUGUGCAGAAUAAAAAUUCCUCUUAUUUUGUGGAGUGGAUUCCUAACAAUGUGAAGUCCAGCGUGUGCGAUAUUCCUCCAAAGGGUUUGAGGAUGGCAUCAACCUUCGUGGGGAACUCCACAUCAAUCCAGGAGAUGUUCAGGAGGGUAAGUGAGCAAUUCACAGCCAUGUUCCGUCGCAAGGCCUUCUUGCACUGGUAUACUGGGGAAGGGAUGGACGAAAUGGAAUUCACUGAAGCAGAGAGCAACAUGAAUGAUUUGGUGGCAGAGUACCAACAAUACCAGGAUGCAACUGCUGAGGAGGACGUUGAGUAUGAGGAGGGCAUGGAAGAUAAUUAUGAGCAUGAGGGUUAAGAAGCUUAGUUACUGAGGUGUGGCUAACGAGAGGUUUAAUGAGUCACCUUCCUCUGUUCAUGUAUCUACUAGCGUUUGGAUGUCAGUGUUUUCUGUAUUGUUUGAUCUUCUGUUUCCUGAGGUGGUAUUGUCAGUUUGUUAUAUCAAGCAUUUGAAUAAACAAAUUUUCAUGUUUGAUGGGGGCCAAUCAAUAUUCCCAUUCCAUUGGUGUAUUUCUGAAAGCACCCAGGGGUUAAUGAAUGUUAAAUACCAAUCUAUUUCUUUUUGUAAAA
Jatropha curcas is the source of this 1953-nucleotide messenger RNA. Its product is annotated as tubulin beta-1 chain. Gene Ontology annotation, biological process: microtubule-based process. The record is from RefSeq and is a predicted model, not a curated record. NCBI's taxonomy places the organism in Eukaryota, Viridiplantae, Streptophyta, Magnoliopsida, Malpighiales, Euphorbiaceae. Gene Ontology annotation, cellular component: microtubule. Gene Ontology annotation, molecular function: GTPase activity; GTP binding; structural constituent of cytoskeleton.